AGGAGCACUGGGAGUGUUUGUCAGGAUAUGGGACGAGCGGAGGGGCGCAGCAGGGACUUUACAGGAACAAGCAACCGUGCCUUCACUCCUUCACCGCAAAAACUCCCUAUCCCAGGUCAUGCACUGAGUCCCAGACACAAUCAGCUGGAACAUGUACACCACGGAGCGCAGGCGGAUGAGCCUGCGCGCAGCAAAGAGGAAGGAUCCAGUGUGGGUGUCCGCUGGAAGUUUGUGGCAGGACUCCUCGGUGCUGGAGCUGACAGCCAGCAACGGCGGCUCGGGUAAACAGGUCGUCUCCCCGCGAAGCAGGACCAGGGCGGUAUCCGUGGCUUACAUCGUCAGCGAGGACGCGUCUGUGCCCCAAACAGAGGAGAACCUGUCACUGAAAUGUCUGAAGGAAGCCUGCGCGGACGCUCACGCCUCCUUAAAAACCAUUUCAUUCGAUAAAAUAUCAGUGGGAACCACAGACAUCCUGGAUAGUUUCUAUAAUGCAGAUGUAGCAGUGGUGGAGAUGAGCGACUCUUUCUGCCAGCCGUCUCUUUUCUAUCAUCUGGGAGUGAGAGAGAGCUUCAGCAUGACUAAUAACAUCAUCCUGUAUUGUUAUAAGCAGGAAAGCGAUCUACAGGCUCUCAAGGAGCAGUGUGGGUGUUACACCUUCAUCCCGUACGUGGUGUCACCUCAGGGCAAAGUGUUUGCCUGUGACGCCACCAUGAUGACCUGCAUGAAAGAGCUGAUUCAGCCUAGUUUACAGCUGGAGCCCCUUCUCACCCCGCUGGUGGAGAGAUUGGUACACCUGCUGAACAACGUGCACAUUCAGUCCAGCGAGUACUUCAGGGAGUCUCUGAGGCAAGAGAUCCGGAUGGCACGGGAGCGAUUUAGUGGGAAAGCCCUGAGCGAGGAGCUGAACCACAUCCAGAGUCGCCUGGAUAGCGUAGAUCUGCUCACGCCUGAUAUAGUCAUGAACCUGCUGUUGUCCUACCGAGAUGUUCAGGAUUAUGAUGCCAUGAUCAAACUGGUUGAGACUCUCAACAAUCUGCCUAUGUGUCAGGCUGCAAGGCAUCAGAAUAUAAAGUUUCAUUAUAUAUUUGCUCUAAACAGGAGGAAUCGCCCCGGCGAUCGAGCAGAGGCUCUGAAAUUAAUCUUACCCAUUGUGGAGUCUGGAGACAAAGUGGCAUCAGAUGUCUACUGCCUGUGUGGACGGAUCUACAAAGACAUGUUCAUGAGCUCAGGCUUCACAGAUGUGUCCAGCAGAGACCAGGCCUGCUACUGGUAUGGGAAAGCGUUUGAGGUAGAGCCAAGCCUCCACUCUGGAAUCAACAGCGUGAUCCUCCUGAUGGCAGCUGGACAUGAGUUUGAGACUUCUAUUGAGCUGCGCAAAAUAGGUGUUACCAUAAGCACCCUGCUCGGCAGAAAGGGCAGUUUGGAGAAGAUGACGGAAUACUGGGAUGUAGGUUUCUACCUUGGAGCAAAUAUUCUUGCUAAAGAGUUCAGGAAAGUCAUAGAAGCUUCUGAGAAGCUCUACAGACUAAAGGCUCCUGUUUGGUAUCUGGCAUCCAUUAUGGAAACAUACAUCCUGUAUCGCCAGUUUGCCAAGCCCCCUGAGGUGCGGUCUCCCAAACAAGAUACAGUUGACUUCUGGAUGGAGCUGCUUUUGCAAUCCUGCAAACCCACCAUCUCGACAAAUCGCUGCCCUGUGCUCAUUCUGGAGCCCAGUAAAGUCUUCCAGCCGUCUAUUGUGAGCGUGAGCGAAGAGGACGAGAGUCGCACUGUUCAGCUAAAACAUGUCACUCCUUUGAAGAAAGGCCUACAUCAGUGGACUUUCCCAGCUAAUGCAAUCCGAGGAGUGAGUGCGUCAAAGAUCGAUGAGAGGAGCUGCUUCCUGUACGUUCACUAUAAUUCUGAUGACUUCCAGCUUUGCUUCCCGUCAGAGAUCCACUGUAAGGGUUUCUGCGAGUUGGUGAACUCUCUACUUCACCAGGCUGAAAACCUUACUCAGGACCCCCAACUUCUAACUCAGGGAAUACUUGAGUUCGUCUAUGAGACCAAUGAGAAUGGAGACAGGGUUGUUCUUGGGAAGGGGACGUAUGGUGUGGUGUACGCUGGUAGAGACCUCAGCAACCAGGUCCGCAUCGCCAUUAAAGAGAUUCCUGAAAAAGACAGCACGUACUCGCAGCCGCUCCACGAGGAAAUAGCUCUACAUAAAAGGCUGAAACACAGGAAUAUUGUCCAGUAUCUUGGCUCCAUCAGUCAGGAUGGAUUCAUCAAGAUCUUCAUGGAAGAAGUACCAGGAGGAAGUCUGUCGUCUCUGCUGCGAUCUAAAUGGGGCCCUUUGAAGGACAACGAAGCCACCAUCAUCUUCUACACCAAGCAGAUCCUCGAGGGACUAAAGUAUCUCCAUGACAACCAGAUUGUCCACAGAGACAUUAAGGGCGACAACGUUCUCAUCAACACCUACAGCGGCGUGUUAAAGAUCUCUGAUUUUGGGACCUCCAAGCGGUUAGCAGGGAUCAAUCCCUGCACUGAAACAUUUACGGGAACACUUCAGUACAUGGCUCCAGAAAUUAUAGACCAGGGACCUCGAGGUUAUGGGAAGCCUGCUGAUAUCUGGUCCCUGGGGUGCACUAUCAUAGAAAUGGCAACAGGCAAGCCUCCCUUUCACGAGCUGGGAAGUCCUCAGGCAGCCAUGUUUAAGGUGGGCAUGUUUAAAAUCCACCCGAAGGUUCCUGGGUGCAUGUCAGAUGAAGCCAAGGGCUUCAUCAUGAGCUGCUUUGUGCCAGACCCAGACGACAGAGCCACAGCGUCAGAGCUGCUGAACGACGCCUUUCUCAGGUCAUCCUCCAAGAAAAGAACCAAACUCCCAAAGGAGCCAGACUUAAAAGAAACAGCUGAUUACCAGCGGAGUUUAUCUGUGCCCAUCUCCAUCUUCGUGGAGGACACAGAUUCGGACACGAGUUCGAUUGACUUGGCUUCUUCUUUGGACCUGAGAAAGCAGUGGUCAUCCAUCAGAGGGACGGAGAUCUCAGAGAGCCCCCCCUGCUCAAGUGGCUUUCUGUCAACACCAUAUGACUCUGCAUCAGGAAUGUGCAGCCCAGCCUCAUCGGAGGAGAACAUCGGGCUCUUUAUGCUGCGAAAGGAUAGUGAGAGACGAGCCACGCUCCACAGAGUCCUCACUGAGUACAUCUGCCAUGUCGUCACUAAUAUACAGGAGUCUAUACCUCAGUGCGAUGAAGGAUCAUCACUUCGAGAGGACCACAUCGUCACCCUUAUUAGCUGCCUGCGUGAAAACAUCCGCUCCCCCGACAGAAAGCAGCUUGCUAGUGGCCUUCUGGAGCUUCGAUCCAGUUUGUUAGCAGCAGCAAUACCCCUGAACAGCCUGCAGGCAGUGCUCUUUAACUUCCAAGAUGCAGUGAAGAAGGUUUUGAAACAACAGCUUGUGAAACCUCACUGGAUGUUUGCUCUGGACAAUCUGCUGAGACAAGCUGUGCAGGAUGCCAUAACUGUCCUGCUGCCAGAGCUGAAACUUCAUCUGCAGUCCUCGUUUGAGAUGGAGGACAGCAUUCCUGAGGAGCAAUCUGUUGACCCAGACACUCCUAUAGUUCUCGACCCUGACCAGGCGGUGGCGCCAAGAGACACUCAGGAGGCGGAAAACGGGAAUGAGAAUGGGACCACAGAGAGUCCCAACUCCCUAAAAGCUGUCUUUAUCGACAGCAACCGUCCUCUCAGCGAGAAAUUGAAAGACCUGAGAGUGGAGACCAGGAGACUGCUGAAUGAGCUGAGUGAGAAGGAAGAAGAGUACCAGGGGCUCCUGAGAAACUCUGUGCUGAAAAAACAGGAGCAGAUAGAUGAGCUGAGGAAAAUGUUCACCGAUGAUGAGAGCAGUUUGAACUCAAAAAAAGACUCUAAAGAGACUAAAGGUUUGGUUUGCUGGCUCAGAUCUGUUCCUGUGGAUCAAGAAACCAUCGAUAAGCUGCUCUCUCAUGAAUUCACCUUGGACUGUCUCCUCCACAUCGCCUCCAGGGAUGACUUGAUGUACUGUGGGUUAAGGGGCGCAAUGCUGUGUCGACUCUGGGCGGCCAUUGUGGCUCGGAGGAAGACCCAUCUAAACACGCACAUCAAGGACAGCGAGGACACCCAGCUUUAACGGCUGCUAAAUUAAACGUCUAAGGACAGUUUACCUGACAGGCUGGCCCUGUGUGACUUGGAGGAAAAGCUGCUGAUUGAAAGCAGAUCUUAGUUACUGUGAAUUAAUUUAGGAAAUAUAAACAUUUGUGUAUGUAAGUAGAAAUGAAUAUUUUUUAGUUAUAUUUUAGAUGUAUGUUUUCUAAAUAUCCUCAGGGCUUUAGUGUGUGGAUUUGUAUUUAUUAGAUAAAGAAACCUAGAUGAGUAUUAAUAUGUGGAAAAAUGACCAACUUUUUAAACUUUUUUUAUUUCUAAAGACAGAAACUAGUUUAACUUAUAAACACUUUUAGGACAAACCACCCUGAUUUGUAUUGUACUGCAUAGAAAAUGAAUUUAUAUAAUAAAACUGUAUUGUCCUCA
Cyprinodon tularosa is the source of this 4539-nucleotide messenger RNA. RefSeq names its product mitogen-activated protein kinase kinase kinase 5. Gene Ontology annotation, molecular function: ATP binding; MAP kinase kinase kinase activity. NCBI's taxonomy places the organism in Eukaryota, Metazoa, Chordata, Actinopteri, Cyprinodontiformes, Cyprinodontidae. The coding region runs from base 152 to 4141 and encodes 1329 amino acids. The transcript has 28 exons. The record is from RefSeq and is a predicted model, not a curated record. Gene Ontology annotation, biological process: MAPK cascade; cellular response to stress; protein phosphorylation.